This is a messenger RNA of Sphaeramia orbicularis (orbiculate cardinalfish), 2373 nucleotides long. It is a transcript of the gene gabrzb, whose product is annotated as gamma-aminobutyric acid receptor subunit pi. NCBI's taxonomy places the organism in Eukaryota, Metazoa, Chordata, Actinopteri, Kurtiformes, Apogonidae. Gene Ontology annotation, cellular component: membrane. The transcript is spliced from 10 exons. Gene Ontology annotation, biological process: monoatomic ion transmembrane transport. Gene Ontology annotation, molecular function: transmembrane signaling receptor activity; extracellular ligand-gated monoatomic ion channel activity. The record is from RefSeq and is a predicted model, not a curated record. The coding region runs from base 319 to 1701 and encodes 460 amino acids.
UUGGAGACUCCAAAUCAGCUGCGAGUCCAUGGCGUGCGUCAUUGCGCAGCGGCGCGUCCAGCCCAUAGUGGUUAAUAGAAAUCCGCUGACAGAGCACAACCAGUUGUUUGUGCGGGCAUAUGUAUGCGCGGAUCAGCAGGUGCUGUCUUUAACCAAACUGGAUGGAAGUCUUGGGUGCAUUCUGUUCGAUGUAAAGGAGAAAACCGUCGCGUUCCGGACUGUUCCCAGCAGGAUGCGUUGACAUUUAUUGACAUGCUCACGGAGAUCUUCGGCACUUACAGAUAAACGUCACCUGGCAUCUCCACUUCUUCGACAGCCAUGGCUCUCUUUGGAUCUGGAGGGACUGUGUUCACCAUCCUCCUUAUUAGCAGGUUGUUAGAGAGCUCGUUGCUUAACGCAGAAGUGAAGGAAGGAGAGAUUCUGCCUCCUACCAUUCAGAGGCUGAUGAAAGGAUACAACAAGUACCUCAGGCCUUUCUUUGACAAUGGCCCAGUAACGGUUGGGAUGAGCUUGGACAUUGCCAGUAUCGACACCAUCUCAGAGAUCAACAUGGACUACACCGCUACCAUAUUCCUCCGUCAGCGCUGGACGGAUGAACGUCUGGUGUUUGAAGGCAACAAGAGCUUGAGUCUGGAUGGACGACUGGUGGAGCUCCUCUGGGUCCCUGAUACCUUUAUUGUGGACUCCAAGAAGUCCUUUCUCCAUGACAUCACUGUGGAGAACAGGCUGAUCCGCAUCUUCCCCAACGGGACCGUCCUUUACGCGCUGAGGAUCACCACCACCGUGGCCUGCAACAUGGAUCUGACCAAGUACCCGAUGGACAAACAGACCUGCACGCUACAACUGGAAAGCUGGGGUUAUAACAUAAACGACGUCAUGUUCUACUGGACCAGAGGGAAUGAAUCUGUCAGCGGCUUAGACAGCCUCCAGCUGGCUCAGUAUACGGUGGAAGACCACUACACGUCGGUGUCAGAGGCCAUUUAUGAGACAGGUCGCUACCCGAAGCUGGUCUUCCACUUCGAGCUGAAGAGGAGCAUCCUCUACUUCAUCCUGGAGACCUACGUCCCCUCCAGCCUCCUGGUGGUCCUGUCCUGGGUCUCCUUCUGGAUUUCCUUGUCCUCCGUUCCAGCUCGUAUUUGUAUAGGGGUUACCACGGUGUUGACCAUGACCACUCUGAUGAUGGGCGCCCGUACCUCUCUGCCCAAUGCCAACUGUUUCAUUAAAGCCAUCGACGUUUACCUGGGAAUCUGCUUCAGUUUUAUCUUCGGUGCCCUCAUCGAGUACGCUGUGGCCCACUUCUGCACCCUCAGCCACAGCGACGCACACAUGCUAAUGUACCGCCACCACAUGCACGAUUUCGACGACGAGAUGAACGGCAUCGUCACCACCAUCUCCACUCACGCCAGCCGAGCCAAGAGACGCAAGGAGCCGGCGGCGACUCCUCCCCCGGCUCCCGCCUCCACAGAACUCACUGUCAGCCCGUCCAGCCCCUCGGGCAGCGAGCCUAAGCCUGAGGCGUCGCCCCCGGAGCCCACCAACUGGUGCCUCACUGUUCUCGCCACCCUCCGCAAAGUGCUCCGCUUCAUAAGCUGCUGUCACGUGGAGAACCCCCACCACAUAGACAACUACUCCCGAGUCACCUUCCCCCUCUCUUUUGUCAUGGUUAAUCUGCUCUACUGGACAUAUUAUCUGUACUUUUAGCAUUGUCCUCGAGUGUCCCAGACAGCGUUUCAGAGCGUGUAUGCGGACGAGGAGUGUAUUUUACUGUAUGUAUGUACAGUAAGUGUUCUUCAGGUGUGUUCUGAGAUGCCUGUGUUUUAAUUUUUAUAUUUGGAAUCAUGACUUAAAGUAGCAUCCUCGCAGGGUUGAUUCUGUCGAAAAGUAAAACUUCUGAUUACAGCUCCAUUUUUAGAUAUUAAUGUGUCCUGGAAUUGAGUCAUGGCUUUAAAUUUUUAACAGCGUCGUAAAAGAUUGACGUAUCCGACAUUGACAGAAGAACAAAUGCUCACUUGAAUGAAUUCUGUCUCAAAUUUGGAUGAAAAGAACAUUCCUUGCAAAGAUUAAACAAAAAAAAAAAUGUCCAGUGUGUAUUUAUUUUAAGCGAAUCCCAGCACGAGCUCUGACACGCUGAAGAUGGAGCGGUAAUUUAAGGCUUUAUGACAGAAUCCACUCGCGUUGUUGAAAGGAGAGCAAAUGCCCAUUUCACUUGGAUACUCGAUUAUGAUGGAUUGUUCAUUGAUAUUUUACGUCAUUUUCCAUUUCUGCCUGCAGGUACAACGUUUAGAGCGAAAAAGAGGAGAAAUAACAGAUGGGGGAGGGGAUGAGAAAGAGAGACAAAACAGGGGGAAAAACAAGUCUGUUGGAUGAGAAGUA